UGGUGUAAUGCAAAGUAGUGGCUGUGAUGUUUGAAUGUAGUGUGCUGUGAUGUUUGAAUGUAGUGUGUAGGCAAAUUCACAUUGGUGGUUUGUGUAGGUAAUAGGCGUAGGCCAACUUUUUGUUGUAUGUGAUUGGCUGAAAAUGUUGUGUGGUUGGUAUAAAACUGUUUGCAGGCAUUGAAAGUGUUGUUUCUGGAUGUAGCAUGUUCAAGACUUGUUCAGAAACUUUGUGAGAUUGAUAAAAUCUUACCGGCUUUAGCAGAAAAGAAUUAUUUGAAUUUGACAGGUUCUCUUCAGGAUUAGAAGUUUCAACAUCUGUGUUUUAUUACAGGGUAAGUACAAUAGUCAAUAGAUAAAUUGAUUUGUAGCAGGUAAGCGUCGUUUGGACAGGCAGCUUUCUUUGGAGCUGAUGAUGUGGAAAGACAAAGUCAGCAUGUUGAAGCGGUCGGGUACGGGAUAUCGUCAUCGUGUUGGCCAGUGGCCAGUUUCUAAUCUCACAGGAAAAUGUCACAAACUGGUCAUUCCCAAGGAGUGUGGUGAUAAAAAGUUUGCACUUCUUGUGGGAGAUUCCCAUCUGCGAGCCAUAGCUGAUGGUUUUGUAAAAAUGCCAGAGGGAGAUGUUUCCUUUGGCAUAAUGUCAACUCCGGGUGGUACUGCAAAGGACGAGAGGAUCGAGCUUGCUAACGUGAAGUUGUCUGAAGACCCUGAUGUAGUGUGUGUCCUUGCGCCCAGCAAUGAUGUAACACAGACAAAGAGUCAUGAAAGAGCAGGUGUUGAAUUUCGGAAGCUGUUGGCUGUAGCACUUCGUCUGUGCUCAAUUGUUGUGGUUGUGGAUUUUCCUCCACGUUACAACAUUGAGAUGUAUCCUCAGGAGAUGCUGCGUCAGGAGUACAGACGUGUGGCUGCUGAUAUGGCAGUAAAGUACUUGUCUGCAGUAGAGCACUUUCCCUUGGAUAAAUCAGAAUUGUGGGCCAAAGAUGGUGUUCAUUUGUCAGACACAGAUGGAAUGCCUAUUCUUGUAGAACUGCUGUGGAAGGCAUCAUAUACAGUGAGUUGGACCUGCAUUAUGAGACGCAACACGUGA
This is a messenger RNA of Corythoichthys intestinalis (scribbled pipefish), 1084 nucleotides long. RefSeq lists its product as uncharacterized. Bases 410 to 1084 code for a protein of 224 amino acids. The record is from RefSeq and is a predicted model, not a curated record. NCBI's taxonomy places the organism in Eukaryota, Metazoa, Chordata, Actinopteri, Syngnathiformes, Syngnathidae. The transcript has 6 exons.